This is a messenger RNA of Populus euphratica (Euphrates poplar), 1386 nucleotides long. RefSeq names its product E3 ubiquitin-protein ligase RNF8-like. Lineage: Eukaryota; Viridiplantae; Streptophyta; Magnoliopsida; Malpighiales; Salicaceae. The transcript is spliced from 5 exons. Gene Ontology annotation, biological process: protein ubiquitination. Bases 606 to 1223 code for a protein of 205 amino acids. The record is from RefSeq and is a predicted model, not a curated record. Gene Ontology annotation, molecular function: ubiquitin protein ligase activity. Gene Ontology annotation, cellular component: cytosol.
AUGCAUUUUUUUACCUCUAAUUUAAAUAAUUCUGGCGCAUCCCAGAAAAUCAAAGUAUAUAAAGGUUCAAAGGGUAGUACUAGCAGUGGAAGUUGAUACUUUACGUGCGGCCCUUUUUUUAUUUUCUUGUAAUUAGUUGUUCCUUUUUGAGGCAUUUAUGUCAAUUACGCUGUGGAGUUGAAAAAAUAAUUCUAAAAUAGAAGUUUUGGUUUUUGUUGAAUUUCUGUCGUUGAAAGUUGAGUUCAUGAUGCUAAUUUGUGGCACAGGCACUUGAUAGUUAUUGGUUAUUGAGAGAAAAUAAUUCUAAAAUAAAAGUUUUGGUUUUUGUUGAAUUUCUCUCAUUGAAAGUUGAGUUCAUGAUGCUAAUUUGUGGCACAGGCACUUGAUAGUUAUUGAUUAUUGAGAGCAAAUUGUUUAAGGCAUUAAUGGGACAAUGAAUCAAAACCGUGAAUGUGCGUUUUUUAUCUAUUUUGGAGCCAUGUGAGAGUUCACAUGAUGCCAGUGUAGAUGGGCCAGAUGAAUGAUGCCCUGCUAGUUGAGUUGCCUUCUUUUUGAAAACUGAGGCUUCUGAUUAUCCUAGGGAAUAUGAUGGUGCCUGCCUUCAAAUGAGAUUAUCCUACAGCCCUGCCGCUCACCUUUUUCUUUUUCUUGUCCAAUGGACUGGCUUUCACCUAGCUGGUGCCUUGGGAUUGCUUAGAAUUCUUAUAUACAAGACUUAUGAGGAUGGAAAGACAACCAUGUCUAUUUAUGAAAGAAAGGCUAGCAUAAGAGAGUUUUAUGGGGUGAUAUUUCCUUCUUUAAUGCAACUUGAAAGAGGAAUCACUGAUGUAGAAGACAGAAAGCAAAAGGAAAUUUGUGCAAAGUACAAAAAGAGAGACGAAAUGGACAAAGGAAAGCUCUCUGAAAUUGAUUUAGAAAGAGAGGAAGAAUGUGGUAUUUGCAUGGAGAUUAAUAGCAGGGUUGUAUUGCCCAAGUGCAAUCAUGCAAUGUGUAUGAAGUGCUAUCGAGAUUGGCGUACGCGCUCUCAAUCAUGUCCUUUCUGUCGAGACAGUCUCAAGAGAGUCAACUCAGGUGACCUUUGGAUCUACACCAGCAACAAUGAGAUCAUUGACUUGUCUUCAAUGACUAGACAGAAUUUGAAAAGACUGUUCAUGUACAUUGAUAAGUUGCCACUCAUUGUUCCUGAACCAAUGUUUGUUUCUUACGACCCUCGUUACCGGUGAGGGUCUGGAGAAGUUUGCAUAAAGUUCCGGUUGCUUGUAUAUGAUUCUUGCUUCCCCUCAUUCAGCAGCACACAUUUUAACAUUGUAUAUAUACCUUCUCAUUCUUAGCACGGUUUGGUUGCUAUGAUUUUAGAAAUUUAUUUGUCAAGUAAAAGUUAGAACU